Molecule: messenger RNA, 1299 nt
Organism: Daphnia magna
Lineage: Eukaryota; Metazoa; Arthropoda; Branchiopoda; Diplostraca; Daphniidae
Gene: Fbxo42
Product: F-box only protein 42
Exons: 7
Coding region: 1-1299 (432 amino acids)
Molecular function (GO): protein binding
Source: RefSeq, a predicted model, not a curated record
AUGGUAGAAGACGAAGCUUUCAUUCACAGUUUGCCAUCCGAAGUUCUUGAAUAUAUCAUUGGACUUGUCUCGCCCUACAAUGAUCUACAAUCGUGUAAACUUGUCUGCAAGAAAUGGUUGGAAGUUGUCCAAGGGUCAUAUCCUUCUCCAAAAGCCUGUGCAACACUGGUGUGUUACAAGGAUUCCCUUAUUUUGUAUGGAGGAUGGACACAGUCUUCUUCAUCCCCACUUCACCAGGUUUGCCAACUUUUCAAUGAGCUCAACAUUUAUCGAUUGAAGACCAACAAAUGGGACUAUGAAUACACACAUCCAGCUCCACCUUCAGCAGCUGGCCAUUCAGCAACUGUACAUGGUCACCACAUGAUUGUUUUUGGGGGAAUCAGAAGACAGCUGUCACUUGGCCAGCCAUCCCAGGAAAUUCUAUGCUAUGACCUCGAAAAUAACUCUUGGUACCAGAAAGAAAUAGAGGAACCUAAGCCACAGGGACGUUACGGACAGACUCAAAUAGCCUUGAAUGAACACAAUCUGUUAGUCAUAGGGGGUUGUGGAGGUCCGAACAGCGUCUUCAAUGACGUUUGGUUGCUCAACAUGGAAGGCCCACGGUGGCGAUGGAGGGAACUAACUGUUGAGGAUCAAGAACAUGGAGCGUGCCAUAUGUGGUGUUCUCCAGGAUGCAAGGUGGAAGAAAAGGUGGUUUUUCUAUGCCGAAGACCAAACGCCCAACAAGCGUCUAGUCCCCAUCCAGCUUAUGCAUCACAUUACAACAUGUCUGCUCAAAUUCGUGGCCGAUCUGUUUGGGUUCCACCAGUCGAAAAUCCAAUUGACCGUCCCAACAAGCGACAAGAAGUGGACCCCAAGGAACCCGUACGUAUUCACCCACGGCCUGGAACACGGCCGUCUGUCCGACCUAAUGCAAUGAAAAAUAGAGGAAAACAAUUGGAAGCACUGAAACAAAUGGAAGAACGUAUCCAGCGGUUACAGGGAAAUGCCCGUGAAAUCCCGAAAGUUAAAGUGCCUUCAGGAAGCCAAUCGUCGAUGAGUCUUUGCCUGCUUGAUAUUAGUGAAGCUCUUUCAAAGUACAGAGUUCGGUGGCUUCCACCGAAUGAUUCCUUCACAAAUGGGCGAGGAUCACCUGAAGAGGCAGUUCUUUACUCAAUUGUACACGGGCGGGGUGAAUUGAUUGUUUUCGGUGGUGUGCAGAAGUUCAUCGCCACACAGGCAACAACAAAUUCGCCUGGGGGACCUAAUAUUGUCUCAAAUGCAGUUUACUUUAUUCAAGCUCCUAAGAGUAUCAUCUGA